Molecule: messenger RNA, 4534 nt
Organism: Danaus plexippus (monarch butterfly)
Lineage: Eukaryota; Metazoa; Arthropoda; Insecta; Lepidoptera; Nymphalidae
Exons: 23
Coding region: 337-4455 (1372 amino acids)
Source: RefSeq, a predicted model, not a curated record
UAAAAAUGGUUCUAACUACAAUGGCUGCUCUAGGCUGAAGGAAAUUCUAAUUGAAUAUUUUAUGUCGCAAAUAGCCUUAUUAAUAAUGUACUAAUUACACAUCAAUUAUUUUCUUGUAUUAAUUGCUAUUAUAUCGGUGGUGAACACAAAUUUAACUGAAGAUAACUUGACUGAACUGGAAUUUUGGUCGUAGAGUAGCUGUUUUGCUUUCUCAGCCGAAUCAUUAAAGUUGUGCAUCACAGAAGCAAACAUAUCAGUUCUAAGACAUUAAGUAUUAGUGAACAUAGUUUAUGACCAGUUGUUGGUCAUAAACUGUCAAGUGUUGAGUGUCUCAAGAUGGAUCUUCCGGACUGUCCUCCGGGAGCCGAGGGUUACGAGGAUACAGUCACUGAAGUACCUAAAAAGAUUGAUUCGGAAGACGCAGCAGCCUGUACUAAGGCGGAGCAGGAGUUCCAGCAGCAUCUGAACAGUCUCAAGAUCAAAACCGAGGAUGGCAACUACCGCUGCAUGGUGGAGAGACGCGGAAGAGAUGUCUCAGGGAAGUGGAUAUACUUGUGCUAUCCAUGUGCAGCCAUGUGCAGUGGGGAGAGGAUCCUGCAGACUCAUAUAUCAGGGAAGAAGCAUAAAGCUAAGCUGUCAAUGAGAAAUGUUUGGCCAUUGAGUAUAUUUAAUAACCAUCCAUAUGUGUCGAAUUCAAACUCCAAGUCUGCAGCUACUGAAACGGUGCUGCAAAAGAUGGCGGAGGAAGUGGAGAUGUUCAAGAAGAAUCCCUCCGAGUUGGAUCUCAAGUAUGAUAAGUACCGGGAAGUGAGGUGUCAUAUACAGGACACACUUGAUGCUGUCAAGGCUCCACUGCUAGGUAUCGAGUAUCUGAUCGAGCAUCCCCCCGAGCAGGCUCACUAUGAACCUUCAUACAUGUGUACUCUGUGCGGCAAGCAGGGUCACCCCCGGACUAUUGUCAAUCAUCUAACAUGCUUCUGGCAUCGAUACAACUAUCUACUUCGUCACUUUAACAAGGCCUGCGCCGCGCUGACUCCGUACCGGGCUCAGGCCAAGUACCGCGAGGGUGUCGCCAUCAUCAUGAACAGGCUGGCGCAGCGCAUCCAGGACAAGUACGGGCGACUGAGACCCGUGAACCUCGACAAGGAGGACUACGAGAAGGAGAGAGACCAAAUACAUCAGUGGAUCUUCCGCGGCUACCACUUCACUGAGAAAGAUAGCUGUACUUUCGAAGAAGUUGUGGACGUUGACUUGAUUACGUCUCUAGAUUCUACUAAGACUGCAGGAGGGAGAAUCACAUCUAACAGGGAGCCGUCGCCCCCAGUCGUAGCGGCGCCGUCUAAACCUUUCGGUUCUAAACGUAACCCUCGACGUCGCGGCUCAAUGGAGUCGCUGUCGGACGUGAGCGACGAGCCUGACAUAAGAAACAACAAGGAUGACAAAAUGUUCAAAGGACGAGGCGAACCGCCGCGGUACGAGCCUUACGCGUCCCGCAGGAGAACCAGUCCUUAUCCAGAAAAGGGUUCAACGUCUCGGCCCCACAACUACUCGUACAAGGUGAAGCUGGCUGACGAGAAGUGUGCUGCGGCCGAGCAGGCGGCCAGGAGGGCCAGGGAGUACCACGAAAAGAACCCGGAGAAACAUCCGCUGUACCCGGACGAGUGGAGGAAGUUCUGGAACCGGAGAUACAAGGAGAUACAGGCCGAAGGCAAAGAUCCAUCGAAAUACGACUUCAAGCCGGAGUGGAUUGUGUACUGGACGGGGAGGAUGAAGGAGCUGCACGAGGAGGAGCUCAAGACUACGGUCCUGGAAAUAUACAGGAGGUUGAGACUCACACCGCCUGAUGCAAGAGAGAAACGUCGUUCGUCUGACCGCCGCAAAUCCUCGGAACGUCGUCGCUCCGCCGAUAGAAAGAGAUCCCUCGAUAGAAGGAGGUCAGCUGAGAGGGGACGAUCAGCUGACCGCAGGAGGUCGGCUGAGAGGAGGCCGUCCGCGGACAGCAGACACGCCGCGCCCGCCGCUAGCAGGCACUCGCCAUACAGGCGGACCCCGGAACAUAGAAGGAAGUCCCCGGACCGCAGAGAUCGCAGGUCCCCAGGUCACACUCGCACCGCACCGCGUCGCUCCCCUCUGAGGCAUCUUCGCACACGAUCCAGGAGUCCUAUACAUAAAGCGAGCAGUGUUCGUCGUCGCUCGCCGCUGUCUCGCCGCGGGUCGGUGCCCCGCAACCACAGCCCCUCCCGCGAACAACCCUCCAUGCAGACCGUCCUUAUCUCGGACGAUGAACUUAAACCGGACGACGGUCUCUCUCCUUGGAACUCGGCGGAGUCCCUGGGUUCCCUCCCGGAGGCGAAGUCCCCUGUCCGUCGCUCGGCCUCCACAGGCGUAUCUAAAUCGUCUCGCAGACAAGAUUUCCACAAACAGGACUACGACGCUGAAAAUGUAGUUGCAACUUUGAGACUGCUAGUAGCUCUAGAAGACUACCUCGGCAGCUUGGGGCCUAAGAUCGUAGAUUUGUUGGCGGAUGCGCUUAAGAUGGAAAAGGACAAGGCAAAUUCGUCCGAGGAGUUGCUCGACAACGAGACGGCGGUAGUGUUGAUCGAAACGGCCAAAGAAAAAUUGAAGGGAGCGGCUCAGGCCGGACUAGUCACUGGCAGCGCCGCCGCCGCCGUCAGGACGGCCGUAGUGAGGGCAGCCGCGACCCUACACGCAGCUGACAAUAGACUGAAGAAGAAGAAGGAAAGCAAGGAGUGUUCCGGCGGCGGCGGCGUCCCGGUGGUGGGCGUGGGUGAGGUGGACCGAGCACAGAUCGCUAAACAAAUGGCCGCGGCUCUAGUGGCUCAGGGAAAAACAGACGUCUCCUCGGAGGAAUUGGCUCAGCUUGUUGAUGCUGUUGUGGGUAUGGCCGAAGCGAAAAAACGCGAAGCGGAAUCUAAAAAGAAGGCUGAAGCACGAGCCAGCAACAAUCAGACGGCGCGGCAAUCGCUGGCGGCCUCGGGGACGACAUCCGCGCUGAAGAUGUUACAGUUCGCCUACGAUGAUAAAAAGACUGACAAAGAAGACGUUCCGGACGUGAUGGACGGCCUGUCGGACUCAGAUCUGGAGACUCUCCUCAAAAACUUCAACGAGCUAUCGGCAGAGGAACAACAUAGCCUCAUAGCCUAUCUUAAGAAGCUUGAAGCUCGAGAGCCGCAACGCGUGGAACGAUUGCGACAGUAUGUGAGCGCCGCGGCGACACACGUGCACGGGGACGCUGAGGACAAACCUAACGCCAAGGAACCGACUGUGGCCGUCGAAAGCGACGACGACGACUACACUGUGGAAGAUGUGUUCAAAUCGGCGACGCAAAAGGUAAAAGAAGAUCAGAUCCGCCAAGAAAUGGAAAUUGUGAAAAAAUCAUUGGAAGAGACCAAGGAAUCUUGUGUUUUACUAGACUCGCCUCCAGCUAACACGUCAGUUCCUAAUAUUAUGAAUAGCUUCUCAUCAGCGACCGACCUCUUAGCGCUGGUUCAGGCUACGUUACAAUCGACACCCGCACAAAACCCGGCCGUCGGUCAAGUGACGUCAGACGUAGUUAUGAGUAGUACACAACCCAGGUCCUUCGGCGACCUGCCUGAAUCUUUGAAACCUCAACCGCACUUACUUCCAUCAGCAAAUAAACAAACUCCUUUCAUUCAGCAAAAUAUGUCACAAAUUUCUGCCAAUGUAAGUAACAUUGUUAAUCAAAAUAGUUUCCACAAAGCCAACCUUCCGUCUUGGGAGACUGGACAAGAGGCAAUUUUAGAUAGAGCCAAUAUACAAGAAUUUGAUAAAAUUGACAACCAACAAGGAAGGGGUUAUCAAGAUAACUUUCAUGACAUAUCCAGAGGAUCCCAGGAUAAUUAUUAUCAAGGAAGUAGGAAUCAGGAUGGUAAUUACUAUCAGAAAGAACCAGAGUGUAAUAUUAAUACAGGCACAAGGCUCGCGUACAACCAACAAAACAGUUAUAAUCAGACUACAAAAGCAAUGCACAAUAAUAUGAAUCAGGGACAGAAUAAUUUUAAUCAAAUACCUCAAGGGUCACAAGACAGUUAUAAUAAUUAUAAUACAAAUCCCAGCAGCUACAGCCAAAAUAGAAGUCAAGGAAAUUACAAUCAAAACGCCAGAGAAAAUCAGAAUUCCUUUAACCAAUUAGGUAGAUUUGAUAACAAUUACAGUAACCCUGCACCGCGGAGUCCCAUGGACAAUUAUAACUUAGGCCGAGGAGGUCAAGGCAACUCCAGAGGUCAGCAGGACGGCUCGUUUAAAAACCUAGGGGUCAGAGGUAACUUUAGUGGUAACAAUAGAUCACAAGAUACCUUCAAUACUCGGAAUUCAGAUCAGCAAAGUCAGUUCGGCAACAGCCAACAAAAUAACUUUAGAGGAAGAGGCAGAGGAUACGGCGGUCAGAGAGGUCGAGGCCGCGGAUAUUAUUAAGUAUUAGGUAACCAAAAGAAUGUUUACAACAUACGUACGAGCAUCCUGAUUAUUUAUUGAAAUAAACGGGGUAUUCAAA